Vanessa tameamea is the source of this 1659-nucleotide messenger RNA. RefSeq names its product putative inorganic phosphate cotransporter. The transcript is spliced from 11 exons. Gene Ontology annotation, molecular function: transmembrane transporter activity. The record is from RefSeq and is a predicted model, not a curated record. Lineage: Eukaryota; Metazoa; Arthropoda; Insecta; Lepidoptera; Nymphalidae. Gene Ontology annotation, cellular component: membrane. Gene Ontology annotation, biological process: transmembrane transport; monoatomic anion transport. The coding region runs from base 147 to 1589 and encodes 480 amino acids.
GGCUUCCUGUACUACCAAGGCGCUGCCCUUGCGCGUACUACUAUCGCACCAAACGAACGAACGACUUCAAAGCGUGUGGACUGUGAUUUUUAAUAUAUUAUAAUUUAAUUAUAAUUAAAAAGAACACUUAAAUACAGUUUUUAAAAAUGGGUGUCAUCGAACAGGAGAUAUCGGCGCCUAAGCCUGAGAGAAUUAUCGGGAUGCGUCACAUCGUAGUGUUCCUCCUUUUCUUGGCAACGACAAUCUCCUACGCUACAAGGGUUAGCAUGAGUGUGACCAUCCUUGGAAUGACUAAACCCAAUCAAUACGGUUUUCCUGUCUUCGACUGGAGUCAAAGUAUCAGGGAUAUGAUACUCUCGUCCUUCUUCUGGGGAUACAUAAUGCUGCAGAUACCAGCUGGAAUGCUGACCGGACGUUUCGGUGGCAGGCUGCUUAUCUUCGUUUCUAUGGCUGCGACCGGGCUCCUUAACCUUAUCGUACCAUUUACUGCGGAUGUGGGAGAUUGGAAGGCAGUAAUCGGGUGCAGAAUAGCUAUGGGAUUAUUUCAGGGUUUGCUGUACCCAAGUCUACACGGUCUGUUAGGUCAAUGGGCACCGAUCACAGAAAGAAGUCGAAUGGGCACUAUCGUAUAUUCAGGUGCAAUAUUGGGUACGAUUAUCGAAAUGACGAUUGCUGGAGUGUUAUCUGAAAGUCAGUGGGGCUGGCCUUCAGUGUUCUAUGUCGCCGGGGUGACCUGUCUGGGCUGGUCCAUUCUCUGGUUCAUAUUUGGCGCUUCAAAUCCCGGUGAAAGCAGAUGGAUCACAAAGGAAGAAAUGAAAUACGUCCAAUGUAACACUGGGCCCACAGACGCACACGAACAAAAGAAAAUGCCCGUCCCGUGGAAAGGUAUCUGGACGUCUUUACCCUUCUGGUCCAUUCUGCUCGCUCACAGUGGACAAAGUCUUGGUUUCUGGACGUUACUAACUGAGAUGCCCUCAUACAUGGACAAAGUUUUAGGAGUCGAUAUAAAAAGUAGCGGUUAUCUAUCAGCACUGCCAUACGUCGCGAUGUACAUACUCAGUUUUAUAUUCAGUUGGACCGCCGAUUUCCUCGUAAAUAGAAACCUUGCUACUCUUGCCACGACGAGGAAAAUCUUCAAUACUAUUGCUUUUUGGGGACCUGCUAUAUCUCUAUUGGGCCUGUCAUACAUUCCAACUGGUAAUAUACCUUUGGCUGUGGCAUUGCUUUGCGUCACAGUUGGACUCAAUGGUGCUCAUUACGUUGGUUUCUUGAUCUCACAUAUCGACUUGUCACCAAACUUUGCCAGCACUUUGAUGGGUAUCACUAACGGCUGUGGUAACAUCUUCUCUAUCAUGGCACCCUUGAGUGUAUCUGCUGUUGUUCAAGAUGAGACAAACGCUGCGGACUGGAGGAAAGUGUUCUUUAUAUCAGUCGCGUUUUAUUUCUUGAGUAACCUGUUCUUUAUUCUCUUCAUGUCUGGAAAAGUUCAGGAUUGGAACGAGCCCAAACCCAAAGCUACACUAGAGGAUGGAUUUAAGUCCGAUAAGAAAAGCAAUAAGAAGGAAACGACAGGAGAACACAAAUUUUGAGUGUCGAGGAUACAUCGUGCUGGGAACAUUAAGAAAAAACUAGUCAUCUUUUUUCAGCAUGCGUGCUUAG